Molecule: messenger RNA, 3000 nt
Organism: Psylliodes chrysocephalus
Lineage: Eukaryota; Metazoa; Arthropoda; Insecta; Coleoptera; Chrysomelidae
Source: the annotation of a GenBank genome assembly
CGUCGACCGGGUAACAGCCAACGUGAUGUCUGUAAAACAAACUACACAAACAGUUUCCUGACGACUACGGUAAGGUGACGGUCUAUCCAGGCGAUCGUCACAGUUACCUCGCGUAUAGGACUAAAAGAGUUAUUUAUAUUUUGUAUUAUUUCGAAAAGUGUGUGUCUUUCAAGUUAAUGACUUAACGAUAUUUACAUAACCGGAAUACAAUAUUGUGAUUAAAGUGUUGAUGUUGCAGUGACCUGGAUAUUUUUUGGAAUAGCUCAACUCAAUAUAAAGACGUAAAAAUGAAGAUGGUUCCAGGUCCCCUUCCGCCGAUACCUACCAGUACAACAAUGGACAGGCUGGGGUUACCAUUACCUUUCAAUACAGAUCUCUUAUGGAGAUAUCCAUUGGGAUUCCCGCACAUUUCUCAUCAAAACCCACCCUCUUCGCCCUUAUUGGAUUACAAAAGUCAGUUACCAGCUUCAUUACCUUCGGAUCCAAGGGUAUGGAAUAGAGACGAUGUCACCACUUUUCUUCAAUGGGCCGAAAGAGAGUUCGAUAUUCAACCAAUAGAUCACGAUAUGUUUCAAAUGAACGGAAAAGCCAUGUGUCUUCUUACAAGAACUGAUUUAUCCGAACGGGCACCAGGUUCCGGUGAUGUACUCCACAAUGUGUUGCAAAUUUUAGUUCGUGAAGCUAACAACCUUCAAAGAAUGCUGCCAAGUAGUCCAGUUACUCCUACUUCCAGACAUCCCUAUCCAUUAUCUCCCCAUUCACAUCCUCCUACUCCUAACUGGAAUAUCCUUUCCCAGAACAACGAAUCCUUACAUUCUUCCCACGCUGCCUCUUUAGCUGCACAUCUAAUGGCACAAAGCAAUUCAGUAACCUUAAGUCCAGCUCCAUCAGUUGACAGCCAAGCAAGUAGUCCGCAACAUGCUGAUAAUCAAGUGUUCGGUCACUCCAUCUUUAGUGUUAACGGAAGCAACGGUAGUGGUUCGAAUCCUUCUGAUUCAGAUGAAGACGCUGAUAAAAAAUGUUACAAUGGAAGCCCUCCAAAUACUCCUACUGCUUAUUCGUUUAUGUCUCAGAUGCCAUAUUUCCCGCCAAGGAGUCCGAAGGAGCCCGUUUCAAGUCCUGCUGCUUUCAAGAAUACCGGGAGGGAGUUUUUCCCCAAUGACCCUUCAGAACCAAACACAAAUGGAAGGCUUCUGUGGGAUUUCCUUCAGCAACUCUUAAAUGAUCCUGCUCAACGAUAUACCAGCUAUAUUGCGUGGAAAAACCGGGAAACCGGUGUAUUUAAAAUAGUUGAUCCAUCCGGACUAGCCAAAUUGUGGGGGAUUCAAAAGAAUCAUUUGUCCAUGAACUACGACAAGAUGUCGAGAGCUUUAAGAUAUUAUUAUAGAGUGAAUAUUCUCAGGAAAGUCCAAGGAGAGAGGCAUUGUUACCAAUUUCUCAGAAACCCAACGGAACUUAAAAACAUCAAAAACAUUUCGUUAUUGCGACAACAAAUGUCGCCGACAAACACCAAACCUCCUCCGAAUCAGAUGAAUCACGUUCCUGCCGCAAAACCUGACUCCUUAACAGUGACUCAUAUGACGGUGAAGUCAGAGCCCGCAGAAUUAAGUGAAGAAUUACCACAAAGCCGACCAGCCGUCGAGUACGAUGAUAAACCCACAGAUUUGAGUAUGGACGGACCUACAGACCUCAGUAGUAAUACUAGACAUAUCAAUAUAGUCUGUUCGCCAGAUCCUCCUCUCGUAGGGCCUCAUCACUAGCGAAUAGUUUAAAAAGAACAGUGCAUUAUGUAGCAAUUAACUGGUGCCAAUAAAGACUUUAACGAUUAUGUGCAAAUAGUGAUUUUAAGUUCUCUUAGAGGCGACUCGACAUAAGAACCGUCAACAUCAUUUACGUCUGUCAGAUUGUCAAAUGUCAUAAUAAAACGUCAAACUAGCUGCCAGUUUGACGUUCUUGUGUCACGUCGAGCUCUAAACUGUAAAUAGCUUUAGUUUUUAAGUUGGCAGAGCAGUGCAAUUUGUAUUGUUUACAGCGAUUUAUGUGCCAAAAGUUUAAUUUAUUAUCUUUGGACACGAAUUUUUAUUUUGUUAAUAGAUAAUUUUUUUUAUUGGAUGCUUAUGUUUUACGCUCAGAAAUAUUUCUACAAAUUUUUAUUUUGUUAGAAAAAAAAAACGUUGGUGGCCGAGUAAAAAAUAACUUCAAAACGAAAACUUGCCAAAUUAUCAGUUAUAUUAUAGUGCAAUAUCAACUAACAAUUGAAGUUCAAUUUGACAUUGUGACGUUUAAUCAGUCUGUCAUAUUUCAUAAUUUAUCGCAAUAUUGUUAUCUCAGUCACCAAGAAGGAAGGCAGCUUUAAUUUUUCCAUUUUAGGAAAUUAAAAGUGAUAUUGUUGACAAUAUUUUUGGAGAAUUAAAACAAAAAAAAUCUUGUACAAAUUAAGUCAUUUGACUGGAAUGUCAAGUAAACAAAAGAGUUUACAAUGAUUUUGGCUUUAAAGUGUGCAAAAACAAAUACCACAUUCCAAUAAUUGUGGCUUUUGCCUUAGUUUUUAACUUUUGUAAGUAAAAUAUAAAACAAUAAGUAGCUGAGUUUUCCAGCUCCACUUCUGUGAUCUCUAAAAGAAAAAUAAUUGACUCAAAAAUGUGUGAUCAUAAUAGGUAUAUAUUUAUGUACUGGCAUAUUAUAUUUACAUUUGAAAAUUAUACAUACAGGGUGGAAAAUAAUAUUAAAUAUAAAAACGACUAAUAGAAAUAUUUUCUAUACCUACAAAUACAGUACUCGUUAAAUUAUGUCAAAUUUCAGUUUAGUUCCAAUCGAAUUUUUUGUUUGUAUUCUUUCUUUGAAAUAAAUAACACACAUGGCAGUAUCUGCAGUACUCCCUUUUUGUUAUACUACCUUGUAUAUUUGUAUAUAUUUUAUAAUUACAAAUGAGGAUUAUAUAGUUUACUUUUGGUUUCUAAUUGUUAAUGAUUUUAAAAAAUAGAAUCAUACUCUGAAGAA